Molecule: messenger RNA, 1919 nt
Organism: Planococcus citri (citrus mealybug)
Lineage: Eukaryota; Metazoa; Arthropoda; Insecta; Hemiptera; Pseudococcidae
Product: prostatic acid phosphatase-like
Exons: 8
Coding region: 111-1421 (436 amino acids)
Biological process (GO): dephosphorylation
Molecular function (GO): phosphatase activity
Source: RefSeq, a predicted model, not a curated record
AAAUUUCAAACGUACCUAUUCGCUUUUACCUAACUUAACAAGCUAGACGAAUGUUUUAAAAAAUGUAACGUUAAAUUACUCGUUUUGACCUAAUUGAACAAACGAAAAAGAUGAAAUUGAUAAUUUUGUAUUUAAUCGGUAUCGUUGCUAGCGGUAGAUGUAUCGAUAUUGGAGAUUUUGACAAAUACACCGAAGACGAAUUAAAGGAUAUUUAUGGCGAGGUGGUUCACGCUUCUGUGUUAUUUAGACACGGUGAUAGGACACCUUAUGCUCCUUAUCCAUUGGAUCCUUAUAAAAACUAUGUUUGGUCACAAGGAUAUGGUCAUUUGACCAAUAUUGGAAAAGAGCGAUUGUACAGAGUAGGUAAAUGGUUCAGAAAAAGAUACGAGCACUUGGUACGCGAAAAAUACACUUACGAGGAUGUCUUGAUGCAAAGUUCUGAUUACGAUAGAACUUUAAUGAGUGCCGCAGCAUUUCUGGCUGGAUUUUACCCUCCUAGUAAUUCAGAGCUUUGGAAUAGUGAUAAUAUUACUUGGCAACCGAUUCCUAUUCAUUCAAUUCCUUUGGAAUACGAUAGUAUGAUAUCCAUGUACAGGCCAUGUGACGCUUACAAUCAAGAAGCACUCACCGCUAAUUACGCUAUAAAAUAUAAAGAAAUGUUUAAAAAAUACGAGAUAUUUUUUAAUUUUGUCGGAGUUAAUACUGGUAUCAUAUUCUCCGAACAUUAUCUAGGUUUUGCUUUCCUUAAAUUAAUGGAGGUUUACGACUCAUUAGCAGUACAAAGCCAGCACAAUCUAACGUUACCAGACUGGGCAGAAGAAGUAUUCCCUCAGCCAAUGGAGUACUUGGCUCUCAGGAUAUUUGACUUUGGCACAUAUUCACUUAAAAUGAAAAGAAUCAAAGCAGGACCAUUUUUGAAAUCAAUCAAAGCCGAUAUGAACAAAAAAGCUCAAGAUAAUUUGGAACAAAAGAUACAUUUUUACUCGGGUCACGACGCCACUAUAACCACCGUGAUGAAUACUUUGGAAAUUUCCAACGAUAUUCUACCUCCUUAUGGUUCAGCUCUUAUGUUCGAGUUGAGGAAAAAACAUACAGAGUAUUUUGUAACGAUACUAUACAGAAACAGUACCGAAUACCCUCCCUUCUUGCUGCAAUUAAAAAAUUGCAAUACGUUCUGCACUUUACAAGAAUUCAUUAAUGUGAUCAAUACAUUCAUCCCAGAAGAUUGGGAAAAAGAAUGUAAGAUUGAAGUCGGUUACACUUCCUCGUACUUUUCUUCCUGGCCCUUCGACUGGGUUCAAACUUUGAUGCUGUUUUUCGUAAUUUUAUUUCUAGUUUCAACGAUUCUUUAUUUCCAUUAUGAAAGGAAUCCACAAAUUUACAUGAAUAUGUUUGGUAAAACUAAAAAUAAGGAAAUGUAGGUAGGUAAUAUGAAUGUCUUCACUUUUUUAAACAAAUUUUGUGAAGUAUUCAAGUACCUACCUAUUAGCAUUAAGCAUAAGAAUUUUUUUGAUUACAAAUUUCGUGAAAAAGAGUGUAAAAUGCAAAAUGAUCGGGAAAAAGUAAUCUAAACAAAACUCAAAUUGCAUAAAUAUUUUUAUAAAUAAAGUUAUCAAGUAGGCCUAUUUUUCUUUUCAAAAAAAAAAGAAUAAGUAAUAGAAAAGAAAAUACGAGUAAAAAAAAGUUGUACUUUAAACUAAGAAAAAAACCAUUCAACUGAUUAAAAAUACUUACGAACGGAAAAGUAAUGCUUGGAUAUUGUUUUUAUGACAAAACUAACUGAGAGACCCUGAUAACAGGGAGAAGGACUUGACUCUUUUUAUCAUCAGAAAAUAAAUAGGUGCGAUGUAGUUUCACUUUCAAUUUUUUUAUUUUACUGUUGAUGUAAAGUUGGAAAUAAAAAAGGUUUUUUUUUUAAA